GAACAAGACAGACUAAAUCUGGAUCAAAUGGCUGACAGGAUGAAGAAAGACAAACAGGACAUGGAGGUACUGAUGGAUGACAUCCACAAGCAAACUGUCUUGAUGGAACAAGGAAAGAAGAGAUCAAAGAGGAAAAGGACCAGAUGGAAAAGACAAGAAGUGAGCUCCAAACAAAGACAGAACAUGUCAACAGUUUGUUGGAUGAGAUCAACAGGGAGAAAGCUACCCUCAAGGAGCUGUCCCUCCAGGUUCAAUCAGAACGACAAAGACUUGAUGCUGUGGUGAAGGAGAUUUUCUUGAAAGAAAAAGCGCUGGAUGAUCAGCUCAGGGAGGCCAGCAGACAGACCCAAGAGCUGCAAACCAUGAAGAACAAGGUGCUUGCAGAAAGAGAUGAACUCCAAACUCUGAGGAACAAUGUUGCCUGGAAGAACCAAGAGGCGGAAGCUGCCCAGAAAGCCAUCAAUGAAGAGAAAGAAGAGCUGAGCCAGAAGAAAUCUGACAUUGAUCAAGAAAUACAAAAGCUUCUGAAUGACAGAGACCAACUGGAAGAACAAGGAGCUGAGCUCCAGAGGAGAGAGAAUCAAGUCAGGAAUGAAAUGCAGUCAGUCCAGACGAUGAUAUUGACACUUCAGCGUCUGGGCAAGAAGACAUUGGAGGAUGUGAAGAAGAAAAUGGACAAUUUGAACCAGGACAUGGACAAAACUUUACGUUUGCAGAAUGAAUUGGAACAACAGAUCGCAGAUGCUGAUGGCAAGAAAAUACUUGUGGAGAACUACAAUGAAAUCAUAAAGAGCCUCAGGGAAGAUUUGGCAAAUGUCUCCUCAAGGAUUUUGACCGAAGGAGACGAUGCAACCAGUCAAAGGACACAACAGGUUGACUUGGAAAAGCAAGAUCUAGAGAUGCAAAGAGUACAGCUUGAACAAGACAGACUAAAUCUGGAUCAAAUGGCUGACAGGAUGAAGAAAGACAAACAGGACAUGGAGGUACUGAUGGAUGACAUCCACAAGCAAACUGUCUUGAUGGAACAAGAGAAAGAAGAGAUCAAAGAGGAAAAGGACCAGAUGGAAAAGACAAGAAGUGAGCUCCAAACAAAGACAGAACAUGUCAACAGUUUGUUGGAUGAGAUCAACAGGGAGAAAGCUACCCUCAAGGAGCUGUCCCUCCAGGUUCAAUCAGAACGACAACGACUUGAUGCUGUGGUGAAGGAGAUUUUCUUGAAAGAAAAAGCGCUGGAUGAUCAGCUCAGGGAGGCCAGCAGACAGACCCAAGAGCUGCAAACCAUGAAGAACAAGGUGCUUGCAGAAAGAGAUGAACUCCAAACUCUGAGGAACAAUGUUGCCUGGAAGAACCAAGAGGCGGAAGCUGCCCAGAAAGCCAUCAAUGAAGAGAAAGAAGAGCUGAGCCAGAAGAAAUCUGACAUUGAUCAAGAAAUACAAAAGCUUCUGAAUGACAGAGACCAACUGGAAGAACAAGGAGCUGAGCUCCAGAGGAGAGAGAAUCAAGUCAGGAAUGAAAUGCAGUCAGUCCAGACGAUGAUAUUGACACUACAGCGUCUGGGCAAGAAGACAUUGGAGGAUGUGAAGAAGAAAAUGGACAAUUUGAACCAGGACAUGGACAAAACUUUACGUUUGCAGAAUGAAUUGGAACAACAGAUUGCAGAUGCUGAUGGCAAGAAAAUACUUGUGGAGAACUACAAUGAAAUCAUAAAGAGCCUCUGGGAAGAUUUGGCAAAUGUCUCCUCAAGGAUUUUGACCGAAGGAGACGAUGCAACCAGUCAAAGGACACAACAGGUUGACUUGGAAAAGCAAGAUCUAGAGAUGCAAAGAGUACAGCUUGAACAAGACAGACUAAAUCUGGAUCAAAUGGCUGACAGGAUGAAGAAAGACAAACAGGACAUGGAGGUACUGAUGGAUGACAUCCACAAGCAAACUGUCUUGAUGGAACAAGAAAAAGAAGAGAUCAAAGAGGAAAAGGACCAGAUGGAAAAGACAAGAAGUGAGCUCCAAACAAAGACAGAACAUGUCAACAGUUUGUUGGAUGAGAUCAACAGGGAGAAAGCUACCCUCAAGGAGCUGUCCCUCCAGGUUCAAUCAGAACGACAAAGACUUGAUGCUGUGGUGAAGGAGAUUUUCUUGAAAGAAAAAGCGCUGGAUGAUCAGCUCAGGGAGGCCAGCAGACAGACCCAAGAGCUGCAAACCAUGAAGAACAAGGUGCUUGCAGAAAGAGAUGAACUCCAAACUCUGAGGAACAAUGUUGCCUGGAAGAACCAAGAGGCGGAAGCUGCCCAGAAAGCCAUCAAUGAAGAGAAAGAAGAGCUGAGCCAGAAGAAAUCUGACAUUGAUCAAGAAAUACAAAAGCUUCUGAAUGACAGAGACCAACUGGAAGAACAAGGAGCUGAGCUCCAGAGGAGAGAGAAUCAAGUCAGGAAUGAAAUGCAGUCAGUCCAGACGAUGAUAUUGACACUACAGCGUCUGGGCAAGAAGACAUUGGAGGAUGUGAAGAAGAAAAUGGACAAUUUGAACCAGGACAUGGACAAAACUUUACGUUUGCAGAAUGAAUUGGAACAACAGAUCGCAGAUGCUGAUGGCAAGAAAAUACUUGUGGAGAACUACAAUGAAAUCAUAAAGAGCCUCUGGGAAGAUUUGGCAAAUGUCUCCUCAAGGAUUUUGACCGAAGGAGACGAUGCAACCAGUCAAAGGACACAACAGGUUGACUUGGAAAAGCAAGAUCUAGAGAUGCAAAGAGUACAGCUUGAACAAGACAGACUAAAUCUGGAUCAAAUGGCUGACAGGAUGAAGAAAGACAAACAGGACAUGGAGGUACUGAUGGAUGACAUCCACAAGCAAACUGUCUUGAUGGAACAAGAGAAAGAAGAGAUCAAAGAGGAAAAGGACCAGAUGGAAAAGACAAGAAGUGAGCUCCAAACAAAGACAGAACAUGUCAACAGUUUGUUGGAUGAGAUCAACAGGGAGAAAGCUACCCUCAAGGAGCUGUCCCUCCAGGUUCAAUCAGAACGACAAAGACUUGAUGCUGUGGUGAAGGAGAUUUUCUUGAAAGAAAAAGCGCUGGAUGAUCAGCUCAGGGAGGCCAGCAGACAGACCCAAGAGCUGCAAACCAUGAAGAACAAGGUGCUUGCAGAAAGAGAUGAACUCCAAACUCUGAGGAACAAUGUUGCCUGGAAGAACCAAGAGGCGGAAGCUGCCCAGAAAGCCAUCAAUGAAGAGAAAGAAGAGCUGAGCCAGAAGAAAUCUGACAUUGAUCAAGAAAUACAAAAGCUUCUGAAUGACAGAGACCAACUGGAAGAACAAGGAGCUGAGCUCCAGAGGAGAGAGAAUCAAGUCAGGAAUGAAAUGCAGUCAGUCCAGACGAUGAUAUUGACACUUCAGCGUCUGGGCAAGAAGACAUUGGAGGAUGUGAAGAAGAAAAUGGACAAUUUGAACCAGGACAUGGACAAAACUUUACGUUUGCAGAAUGAAUUGGAACAACAGAUCGCAGAUGCUGAUGGCAAGAAAAUACUUGUGGAGAACUACAAUGAAAUCAUAAAGAGCCUCUGGGAAGAUUUGGCAAAUGUCUCCUCAAGGAUUUUGACCGAAGGAGACGAUGCAACCAGUCAAAGGACACAACAGGUUGACUUGGAAAAGCAAGAUCUAGAGAUGCAAAGAGUACAGCUUGAACAAGACAGACUAAAUCUGGAUCAAAUGGCUGACAGGAUGAAGAAAGACAAACAGGACAUGGAGGUACUGAUGGAUGACAUCCACAAGCAAACUGUCUUGAUGGAACAAGAGAAAGAAGAGAUCAAAGAGGAAAAGGACCAGAUGGAAAAGACAAGAAGUGAGCUCCAAACAAAGACAGAACAUGUCAACAGUUUGUUGGAUGAGAUCAACAGGGAGAAAGCUACCCUCAAGGAGCUGUCCCUCCAGGUUCAAUCAGAACGACAAAGACUUGAUGCUGUGGUGAAGGAGAUUUUCUUGAAAGAAAAAGCGCUGGAUGAUCAGCUCAGGGAGGCCAGCAGACAGACCCAAGAGCUGCAAACCAUGAAGAACAAGGUGCUUGCAGAAAGAGAUGAACUCCAAACUCUGAGGAACAAUGUUGCCUGGAAGAACCAAGAGGCGGAAGCUGCCCAGAAAGCCAUCAAUGAAGAGAAAGAAGAGCUGAGCCAGAAGAAAUCUGACAUUGAUCAAGAAAUACAAAAGCUUCUGAAUGACAGAGACCAACUGGAAGAACAAGGAGCUGAGCUCCAGAGGAGAGAGAAUCAAGUCAGGAAUGAAAUGCAGUCAGUCCAGACGAUGAUAUUGACACUACAGCGUCUGGGCAAGAAGACAUUGGAGGAUGUGAAGAAGAAAAUGGACAAUUUGAACCAGGACAUGGACAAAACUUUACGUUUGCAGAAUGAAUUGGAACAACAGAUCGCAGAUGCUGAUGGCAAGAAAAUACUUGUGGAGAACUACAAUGAAAUCAUAAAGAGCCUCUGGGAAGAUUUGGCAAAUGUCUCCUCAAGGAUUUUGACCGAAGGAGACGAUGCAACCAGUCAAAGGACACAACAGGUUGACUUGGAAAAGCAAGAUCUAGAGAUGCAAAGAGUACAGCUUGAACAAGACAGACUAAAUCUGGAUCAAAUGGCUGACAGGAUGAAGAAAGACAAACAGGACAUGGAGGUACUGAUGGAUGACAUCCACAAGCAAACUGUCUUGAUGGAACAAGAGAAAGAAGAGAUCAAAGAGGAAAAGGACCAGAUGGAAAAGACAAGAAGUGAGCUCCAAACAAAGACAGAACAUGUCAACAGUUUGUUGGAUGAGAUCAACAGGGAGAAAGCUACCCUCAAGGAGCUGUCCCUCCAGGUUCAAUCAGAACGACAAAGACUUGAUGCUGUGGUGAAGGAGAUUUUCUUGAAAGAAAAAGCGCUGGAUGAUCAGCUCAGGGAGGCCAGCAGACAGACCCAAGAGCUGCAAACCAUGAAGAACAAGGUGCUUGCAGAAAGAGAUGAACUCCAAACUCUGAGGAACAAUGUUGCCUGGAAGAACCAAGAGGCGGAAGCUGCCCAGAAAGCCAUCAAUGAAGAGAAAGAAGAGCUGAGCCAGAAGAAAUCUGACAUUGAUCAAGAAAUACAAAAGCUUCUGAAUGACAGAGACCAACUGGAAGAACAAGGAGCUGAGCUCCAGAGGAGAGAGAAUCAAGUCAGGAAUGAAAUGCAGUCAGUCCAGACGAUGAUAUUGACACUACAGCGUCUGGGCAAGAAGACAUUGGAGGAUGUGAAGAAGAAAAUGGACAAUUUGAACCAGGACAUGGACAAAACUUUACGUUUGCAGAAUGAAUUGGAACAACAGAUCGCAGAUGCUGAUGGCAAGAAAAUACUUGUGGAGAACUACAAUGAAAUCAUAAAGAGCCUCUGGGAAGAUUUGGCAAAUGUCUCCUCAAGGAUUUUGACCGAAGGAGACGAUGCAACCAGUCAAAGGACACAACAGGUUGACUUGGAAAAGCAAGAUCUAGAGAUGCAAAGAGUACAGCUUGAACAAGACAGACUAAAUCUGGAUCAAAUGGCUGACAGGAUGAAGAAAGACAAACAGGACAUGGAGGUACUGAUGGAUGACAUCCACAAGCAAACUGUCUUGAUGGAACAAGAGAAAGAAGAGAUCAAAGAGGAAAAGGACCAGAUGGAAAAGACAAGAAGUGAGCUCCAAACAAAGACAGAACAUGUCAACAGUUUGUUGGAUGAGAUCAACAGGGAGAAAGCUACCCUCAAGGAGCUGUCCCUCCAGGUUCAAUCAGAACGACAAAGACUUGAUGCUGUGGUGAAGGAGAUUUUCUUGAAAGAAAAAGCGCUGGAUGAUCAGCUCAGGGAGGCCAGCAGACAGACCCAAGAGCUGCAAACCAUGAAGAACAAGGUGCUUGCAGAAAGAGAUGAACUCCAAACUCUGAGGAACAAUGUUGCCUGGAAGAACCAAGAGGCGGAAGCUGCCCAGAAAGCCAUCAAUGAAGAGAAAGAAGAGCUGAGCCAGAAGAAAUCUGACAUUGAUCAAGAAAUACAAAAGCUUCUGAAUGACAGAGACCAACUGGAAGAACAAGGAGCUGAGCUCCAGAGGAGAGAGAAUCAAGUCAGGAAUGAAAUGCAGUCAGUCCAGACGAUGAUAUUGACACUUCAGCGUCUGGGCAAGAAGACAUUGGAGGAUGUGAAGAAGAAAAUGGACAAUUUGAACCAGGACAUGGACAAAACUUUACGUUUGCAGAAUGAAUUGGAACAACAGAUCGCAGAUGCUGAUGGCAAGAAAAUACUUGUGGAGAACUACAAUGAAAUCAUAAAGAGCCUCUGGGAAGAUUUGGCAAAUGUCUCCUCAAGGAUUUUGACCGAAGGAGACGAUGCAACCAGUCAAAGGACACAACAGGUUGACUUGGAAAAGCAAGAUCUAGAGAUGCAAAGAGUACAGCUUGAACAAGACAGACUAAAUCUGGAUCAAAUGGCUGACAGGAUGAAGAAAGACAAACAGGACAUGGAGGUACUGAUGGAUGACAUCCACAAGCAAACUGUCUUGAUGGAACAAGAGAAAGAAGAGAUCAAAGAGGAAAAGGACCAGAUGGAAAAGACAAGAAGUGAGCUCCAAACAAAGACAGAACAUGUCAACAGUUUGUUGGAUGAGAUCAACAGGGAGAAAGCUACCCUCAAGGAGCUGUCCCUCCAGGUUCAAUCAGAACGACAAAGACUUGAUGCUGUGGUGAAGGAGAUUUUCUUGAAAGAAAAAGCGCUGGAUGAUCAGCUCAGGGAGGCCAGCAGACAGACCCAAGAGCUGCAAACCAUGAAGAACAAGGUGCUUGCAGAAAGAGAUGAACUCCAAACUCUGAGGAACAAUGUUGCCUGGAAGAACCAAGAGGCGGAAGCUGCCCAGAAAGCCAUCAAUGAAGAGAAAGAAGAGCUGAGCCAGAAGAAAUCUGACAUUGAUCAAGAAAUACAAAAGCUUCGGAAUGACAGAGACCAACUGGAAGAACAAGGAGCUGAGCUCCAGAGGAGAGAGAAUCAAGUCAGGAAUGAAAUGCAGUCAGUCCAGACGAUGAUAUUGACACUACAGCGUCUGGGCAAGAAGACAUUGGAGGAUGUGAAGAAGAAAAUGGACAAUUUGAACCAGGACAUGGACAAAACUUUACGUUUGCAGAAUGAAUUGGAACAACAGAUCGCAGAUGCUGAUGGCAAGAAAAUACUUGUGGAGAACUACAAUGCAAUCAUAAAGAGCCUCUGGGAAGAUUUGGCAAAUGUCUCCUCAAGGAUUUUGACCGAAGGAGACGAUGCAACCAGUCAAAGGACACAACAGGUUGACUUGGAAAAGCAAGAUCUAGAGAUGCAAAGAGUACAGCUUGAACAAGACAGACUAAAUCUGGAUCAAAUGGCUGACAGGAUGAAGAAAGACAAACAGGACAUGGAGGUACUGAUGGAUGACAUCCACAAGCAAACUGUCUUGAUGGAACAAGAGAAAGAAGAGAUCAAAGAGGAAAAGGACCAGAUGGAAAAGACAAGAAGUGAGCUCCAAACAAAGACAGAACAUGUCAACAGUUUGUUGGAUGAGAUCAACAGGGAGAAAGCUACCCUCAAGGAGCUGUCCCUCCAGGUUCAAUCAGAACGACAAAGACUUGAUGCUGUGGUGAAGGAGAUUUUCUUGAAAGAAAAAGCGCUGGAUGAUCAGCUCAGGGAGGCCAGCAGACAGACCCAAGAGCUGCAAACCAUGAAGAACAAGGUGCUUGCAGAAAGAGAUGAACUCCAAACUCUGAGGAACAAUGUUGCCUGGAAGAACCAAGAGGCGGAAGCUGCCCAGAAAGCCAUCAAUGAAGAGAAAGAAGAGCUGAGCCAGAAGAAAUCUGACAUUGAUCAAGAAAUACAAAAGCUUCUGAAUGACAGAGACCAACUGGAAGAACAAGGAGCUGAGCUCCAGAGGAGAGAGAAUCAAGUCAGGAAUGAAAUGCAGUCAGUCCAGACGAUGAUAUUGACACUUCAGCGUCUGGGCAAGAAGACAUUGGAGGAUGUGAAGAAGAAAAUGGACAAUUUGAACCAGGACAUGGACAAAACUUUACGUUUGCAGAAUGAAUUGGAACAACAGAUCGCAGAUGCUGAUGGCAAGAAAAUACUUGUGGAGAACUACAAUGAAAUCAUAAAGAGCCUCUGGGAAGAUUUGGCAAAUGUCUCCUCAAGGAUUUUGACCGAAGGAGACGAUGCAACCAGUCAAAGGACACAACAGGUUGACUUGGAAAAGCAAGAUCUAGAGAUGCAAAGAGUACAGCUUGAACAAGACAGACUAAAUCUGGAUCAAAUGGCUGACAGGAUGAAGAAAGACAAACAGGACAUGGAGGUACUGAUGGAUGACAUCCACAAGCAAACUGUCUUGAUGGAACAAGAGAAAGAAGAGAUCAAAGAGGAAAAGGACCAGAUGGAAAAGACAAGAAGUGAGCUCCAAACAAAGACAGAACAUGUCAACAGUUUGUUGGAUGAGAUCAACAGGGAGAAAGCUACCCUCAAGGAGCUGUCCCUCCAGGUUCAAUCAGAACGACAAAGACUUGAUGCUGUGGUGAAGGAGAUUUUCUUGAAAGAAAAAGCGCUGGAUGAUCAGCUCAGGGAGGCCAGCAGACAGACCCAAGAGCUGCAAACCAUGAAGAACAAGGUGCUUGCAGAAAGAGAUGAACUCCAAACUCUGAGGAACAAUGUUGCCUGGAAGAACCAAGAGGCGGAAGCUGCCCAGAAAGCCAUCAAUGAAGAGAAAGAAGAGCUGAGCCAGAAGAAAUCUGACAUUGAUCAAGAAAUACAAAAGCUUCUGAAUGACAGAGACCAACUGGAAGAACAAGGAGCUGAGCUCCAGAGGAGAGAGAAUCAAGUCAGGAAUGAAAUGCAGUCAGUCCAGACGAUGAUAUUGACACUACAGCGUCUGGGCAAGAAGACAUUGGAGGAUGUGAAGAAGAAAAUGGACAAUUUGAACCAGGACAUGGACAAAACUUUACGUUUGCAGAAUGAAUUGGAACAACAGAUCGCAGAUGCUGAUGGCAAGAAAAUACUUGUGGAGAACUACAAUGAAAUCAUAAAGAGCCUCUGGGAAGAUUUGGCAAAUGUCUCCUCAAGGAUUUUGACCGAAGGAGACGAUGCAACCAGUCAAAGGACACAACAGGUUGACUUGGAAAAGCAAGAUCUAGAGAUGCAAAGAGUACAGCUUGAACAAGACAGACUAAAUCUGGAUCAAAUGGCUGACAGGAUGAAGAAAGACAAACAGGACAUGGAGGUACUGAUGGAUGACAUCCACAAGCAAACUGUCUUGAUGGAACAAGAGAAAGAAGAGAUCAAAGAGGAAAAGGACCAGAUGGAAAAGACAAGAAGUGAGCUCCAAACAAAGACAGAACAUGUCAACAGUUUGUUGGAUGAGAUCAACAGGGAGAAAGCUACCCUCAAGGAGCUGUCCCUCCAGGUUCAAUCAGAACGACAAAGACUUGAUGCUGUGGUGAAGGAGAUUUUCUUGAAAGAAAAAGCGCUGGAUGAUCAGCUCAGGGAGGCCAGCAGACAGACCCAAGAGCUGCAAACCAUGAAGAACAAGGUGCUUGCAGAAAGAGAUGAACUCCAAACUCUGAGGAACAAUGUUGCCUGGAAGAACCAAGAGGCGGAAGCUGCCCAGAAAGCCAUCAAUGAAGAGAAAGAAGAGCUGAGCCAGAAGAAAUCUGACAUUGAUCAAGAAAUACAAAAGCUUCUGAAUGACAGAGACCAACUGGAAGAACAAGGAGCUGAGCUCCAGAGGAGAGAGAAUCAAGUCAGGAAUGAAAUGCAGUCAGUCCAGACGAUGAUAUUGACACUACAGCGUCUGGGCAAGAAGACAUUGGAGGAUGUGAAGAAGAAAAUGGACAAUUUGAACCAGGACAUGGACAAAACUUUACGUUUGCAGAAUGAAUUGGAACAACAGAUCGCAGAUGCUGAUGGCAAGAAAAUACUUGUGGAGAACUACAAUGCAAUCAUAAAGAGCCUCUGGGAAGAUUUGGCAAAUGUCUCCUCAAGGAUUUUGACCGAAGGAGACGAUGCAACCAGUCAAAGGACACAACAGGUUGACUUGGAAAAGCAAGAUCUAGAGAUGCAAAGAGUACAGCUUGAACAAGACAGACUAAAUCUGGAUCAAAUGGCUGACAGGAUGAAGAAAGACAAACAGGACAUGGAGGUACUGAUGGAUGACAUCCACAAGCAAACUGUCUUGAUGGAACAAGAGAAAGAAGAGAUCAAAGAGGAAAAGGACCAGAUGGAAAAGACAAGAAGUGAGCUCCAAACAAAGACAGAACAUGUCAACAGUUUGUUGGAUGAGAUCAACAGGGAGAAAGCUACCCUCAAGGAGCUGUCCCUCCAGGUUCAAUCAGAACGACAAAGACUUGAUGCUGUGGUGAAGGAGAUUUUCUUGAAAGAAAAAGCGCUGGAUGAUCAGCUCAGGGAGGCCAGCAGACAGACCCAAGAGCUGCAAACCAUGAAGAACAAGGUGCUUGCAGAAAGAGAUGAACUCCAAACUCUGAGGAACAAUGUUGCCUGGAAGAACCAAGAGGCGGAAGCUGCCCAGAAAGCCAUCAAUGAAGAGAAAGAAGAGCUGAGCCAGAAGAAAUCUGACAUUGAUCAAGAAAUACAAAAGCUUCUGAAUGACAGAGACCAACUGGAAGAACAAGGAGCUGAGCUCCAGAGGAGAGAGAAUCAAGUCAGGAAUGAAAUGCAGUCAGUCCAGACGAUGAUAUUGACACUUCAGCGUCUGGGCAAGAAGACAUUGGAGGAUGUGAAGAAGAAAAUGGACAAUUUGAACCAGGACAUGGACAAAACUUUACGUUUGCAGAAUGAAUUGGAACAACAGAUCGCAGAUGCUGAUGGCAAGAAAAUACUUGUGGAGAACUACAAUGAAAUCAUAAAGAGCCUCUGGGAAGAUUUGGCAAAUGUCUCCUCAAGGAUUUUGACCGAAGGAGACGAUGCAACCAGUCAAAGGACACAACAGGUUGACUUGGAAAAGCAAGAUCUAGAGAUGCAAAGAGUACAGCUUGAACAAGACAGACUAAAUCUGGAUCAAAUGGCUGACAGGAUGAAGAAAGACAAACAGGACAUGGAGGUACUGAUGGAUGACAUCCACAAGCAAACUGUCUUGAUGGAACAAGAGAAAGAAGAGAUAAAAGAGGAAAAGGACCAGAUGGAAAAGACAAGAAGUGAGCUCCAAACAAAGACAGAACAUGUCAACAGUUUGUUGGAUGAGAUCAACAGGGAGAAAGCUACCCUCAAGGAGCUGUCCCUCCAGGUUCAAUCAGAACGACAAAGACUUGAUGCUGUGGUGAAGGAGAUUUUCUUGAAAGAAAAAGCGCUGGAUGAUCAGCUCAGGGAGGCCAGCAGACAGACCCAAGAGCUGCAAACCAUGACGAACAAGGUGCUUGCAGAAAGAGAUGAACUCCAAACUCUGAGGAACAAUGUUGCCUGGAAGAACCAAGAGGCGGAAGCUGCCCAGAAAGCCAUCAAUGAAGAGAAAGAAGAGCUGAGCCAGAAGAAAUCUGACAUUGAUCAAGAAAUACAAAAGCUUCUGAAUGACAGAGACCAACUGGAAGAACAAGGAGCUGAGCUCCAGAGGAGAGAGAAUCAAGUCAGGAAUGAAAUGCAGUCAGUCCAGACGAUGAUAUUGACACUUCAGCGUCUGGGCAAGAAGACAUUGGAGGAUGUGAAGAAGAAAAUGGACAAUUUGAACCAGGACAUGGACAAAACUUUACGUUUGCAGAAUGAAUUGGAACAACAGAUCGCAGAUGCUGAUGGCAAGAAAAUACUUGUGGAGAACUACAAUGAAAUCAUAAAGAGCCUCUGGGAAGAUUUGGCAAAUGUCUCCUCAAGGAUUUUGACCGAAGGAGACGAUGCAACCAGUCAAAGGACACAACAGGUUGACUUGGAAAAGCAAGAUCUAGAGAUGCAAAGAGUACAGCUUGAACAAGACAGACUAAAUCUGGAUCAAAUGGCUGACAGGAUGAAGAAAGACAAACAGGACAUGGAGGUACUGAUGGAUGACAUCCACAAGCAAACUGUCUUGAUGGAACAAGAGAAAGAAGAGAUCAAAGAGGAAAAGGACCAGAUGGAAAAGACAAGAAGUGAGCUCCAAACAAAGACAGAACAUGUCAACAGUUUGUUGGAUGAGAUCAACAGGGAGAAAGCUACCCUCAAGGAGCUGUCCCUCCAGGUUCAAUCAGAACGACAAAGACUUGAUGCUGUGGUGAAGGAGAUUUUCUUGAAAGAAAAAGCGCUGGAUGAUCAGCUCAGGGAGGCCAGCAGACAGACCCAAGAGCUGCAAACCAUGAAGAACAAGGUGCUUGCAGAAAGAGAUGAACUCCAAACUCUGAGGAACAAUGUUGCCUGGAAGAACCAAGAGGCGGAAGCUGCCCAGAAAGCCAUCAAUGAAGAGAAAGAAGAGCUGAGCCAGAAGAAAUCUGACAUUGAUCAAGAAAUACAAAAGCUUCUGAAUGACAGAGACCAACUGGAAGAACAAGGAGCUGAGCUCCAGAGGAGAGAGAAUCAAGUCAGGAAUGAAAUGCAGUCAGUCCAGACGAUGAUAUUGACACUUCAGCGUCUGGGCAAGAAGACAUUGGAGGAUGUGAAGAAGAAAAUGGACAAUUUGAACCAGGACAUGGACAAAACUUUACGUUUGCAGAAUGAAUUGGAACAACAGAUCGCAGAUGCUGAUGGCAAGAAAAUACUUGUGGAGAACUACAAUGAAAUCAUAAAGAGCCUCUGGGAAGAUUUGGCAAAUGUCUCCUCAAGGAUUUUGACCGAAGGAGACGAUGCAACCAGUCAAAGGACACAACAGGUUGACUUGGAAAAGCAAGAUCUAGAGAUGCAAAGAGUACAGCUUGAACAAGACAGACUAAAUCUGGAUCAAAUGGCUGACAGGAUGAAGAAAGACAAACAGGACAUGGAGGUACUGAUGGAUGACAUCCACAAGCAAACUGUCUUGAUGGAACAAGAGAAAGAAGAGAUCAAAGAGGAAAAGGACCAGAUGGAAAAGACAAGAAGUGAGCUCCAAACAAAGACAGAACAUGUCAACAGUUUGUUGGAUGAGAUCAACAGGGAGAAAGCUACCCUCAAGGAGCUGUCCCUCCAGGUUCAAUCAGAACGACAAAGACUUGAUGCUGUGGUGAAGGAGAUUUUCUUGAAAGAAAAAGCGCUGGAUGAUCAGCUCAGGGAGGCCAGCAGACAGACCCAAGAGCUGCAAACCAUGAAGAACAAGGUGCUUGCAGAAAGAGAUGAACUCCAAACUCUGAGGAACAAUGUUGCCUGGAAGAACCAAGAGGCGGAAGCUGCCCAGAAAGCCAUCAAUGAAGAGAAAGAAGAGCUGAGCCAGAAGAAAUCUGACAUUGAUCAAGAAAUACAAAAGCUUCUGAAUGACAGAGACCAACUGGAAGAACAAGGAGCUGAGCUCCAGAGGAGAGAGAAUCAAGUCAGGAAUGAAAUGCAGUCAGUCCAGACGAUGAUAUUGACACUUCAGCGUCUGGGCAAGAAGACAUUGGAGGAUGUGAAGAAGAAAAUGGACAAUUUGAACCAGGACAUGGACAAAACUUUACGUUUGCAGAAUGAAUUGGAACAACAGAUCGCAGAUGCUGAUGGCAAGAAAAUACUUGUGGAGAACUACAAUGAAAUCAUAAAGAGCCUCUGGGAAGAUUUGGCAAAUGUCUCCUCAAGGAUUUUGACCGAAGGAGACGAUGCAACCAGUCAAAGGACACAACAGGUUGACUUGGAAAAGCAAGAUCUAGAGAUGCAAAGAGUACAGCUUGAACAAGACAGACUAAAUCUGGAUCAAAUGGCUGACAGGAUGAAGAAAGACAAACAGGACAUGGAGGUACUGAUGGAUGACAUCCACAAGCAAACUGUCUUGAUGGAACAAGAGAAAGAAGAGAUCAAAGAGGAAAAGGACCAGAUGGAAAAGACAAGAAGUGAGCUCCAAACAAAGACAGAACAUGUCAACAGUUUGUUGGAUGAGAUCAACAGGGAGAAAGCUACCCUCAAGGAGCUGUCCCUCCAGGUUCAAUCAGAACGACAAAGACUUGAUGCUGUGGUGAAGGAGAUUUUCUUGAAAGAAAAAGCGCUGGAUGAUCAGCUCAGGGAGGCCAGCAGACAGACCCAAGAGCUGCAAACCAUGAAGAACAAGGUGCUUGCAGAAAGAGAUGAACUCCAAACUCUGAGGAACAAUGUUGCCUGGAAGAACCAAGAGGCGGAAGCUGCCCAGAAAGCCAUCAAUGAAGAGAAAGAAGAGCUGAGCCAGAAGAAAUCUGACAUUGAUCAAGAAAUACAAAAGCUUCUGAAUGACAGAGACCAACUGGAAGAACAAGGAGCUGAGCUCCAGAGGAGAGAGAAUCAAGUCAGGAAUGAAAUGCAGUCAGUCCAGACGAUGAUAUUGACACUACAGCGUCUGGGCAAGAAGACAUUGGAGGAUGUGAAGAAGAAAAUGGACAAUUUGAACCAGGACAUGGACAAAACUUUACGUUUGCAGAAUGAAUUGGAACAACAGAUCGCAGAUGCUGAUGGCAAGAAAAUACUUGUGGAGAACUACAAUGCAAUCAUAAAGAGCCUCUGGGAAGAUUUGGCAAAUGUCUCCUCAAGGAUUUUGACCGAAGGAGACGAUGCAACCAGUCAAAGGACACAACAGGUUGACUUGGAAAAGCAAGAUCUAGAGAUGCAAAGAGUACAGCUUGAACAAGACAGACUAAAUCUGGAUCAAAUGGCUGACAGGAUGAAGAAAGACAAACAGGACAUGGAGGUACUGAUGGAUGACAUCCACAAGCAAACUGUCUUGAUGGAACAAGAGAAAGAAGAGAUCAAAGAGGAAAAGGACCAGAUGGAAAAGACAAGAAGUGAGCUCCAAACAAAGACAGAACAUGUCAACAGUUUGUUGGAUGAGAUCAACAGGGAGAAAGCUACCCUCAAGGAGCUGUCCCUCCAGGUUCAAUCAGAACGACAAAGACUUGAUGCUGUGGUGAAGGAGAUUUUCUUGAAAGAAAAAGCGCUGGAUGAUCAGCUCAGGGAGGCCAGCAGACAGACCCAAGAGCUGCAAACCAUGAAGAACAAGGUGCUUGCAGAAAGAGAUGAACUCCAAACUCUGAGGAACAAUGUUGCCUGGAAGAACCAAGAGGCGGAAGCUGCCCAGAAAGCCAUCAAUGAAGAGAAAGAAGAGCUGAGCCAGAAGAAAUCUGACAUUGAUCAAGAAAUACAAAAGCUUCUGAAUGACAGAGACCAACUGGAAGAACAAGGAGCUGAGCUCCAGAGGAGAGAGAAUCAAGUCAGGAAUGAAAUGCAGUCAGUCCAGACGAUGAUAUUGACACUUCAGCGUCUGGGCAAGAAGACAUUGGAGGAUGUGAAGAAGAAAAUGGACAAUUUGAACCAGGACAUGGACAAAACUUUACGUUUGCAGAAUGAAUUGGAACAACAGAUCGCAGAUGCUGAUGGCAAGAAAAUACUUGUGGAGAACUACAAUGAAAUCAUAAAGAGCCUCUGGGAAGAUUUGGCAAAUGUCUCCUCAAGGAUUUUGACCGAAGGAGACGAUGCAACCAGUCAAAGGACACAACAGGUUGACUUGGAAAAGCAAGAUCUAGAGAUGCAAAGAGUACAGCUUGAACAAGACAGACUAAAUCUGGAUCAAAUGGCUGACAGGAUGAAGAAAGACAAACAGGACAUGGAGGUACUGAUGGAUGACAUCCACAAGCAAACUGUCUUGAUGGAACAAGAAAAAGAAGAGAUCAAAGAGGAAAAGGACCAGAUGGAAAAGACAAGAAGUGAGCUCCAAACAAAGACAGAACAUGUCAACAGUUUGUUGGAUGAGAUCAACAGGGAGAAAGCUACCCUCAAGGAGCUGUCCCUCCAGGUUCAAUCAGAACGACAAAGACUUGAUGCUGUGGUGAAGGAGAUUUUCUUGAAAGAAAAAGCGCUGGAUGAUCAGCUCAGGGAGGCCAGCAGACAGACCCAAGAGCUGCAAACCAUGAAGAACAAGGUGCUUGCAGAAAGAGAUGAACUCCAAACUCUGAGGAACAAUGUUGCCUGGAAGAACCAAGAGGCGGAAGCUGCCCAGAAAGCCAUCAAUGAAGAGAAAGAAGAGCUGAGCCAGAAGAAAUCUGACAUUGAUCAAGAAAUACAAAAGCUUCUGAAUGACAGAGACCAACUGGAAGAACAAGGAGCUGAGCUCCAGAGGAGAGAGAAUCAAGUCAGGAAUGAAAUGCAGUCAGUCCAGACGAUGAUAUUGACACUACAGCGUCUGGGCAAGAAGACAUUGGAGGAUGUGAAGAAGAAAAUGGACAAUUUGAACCAGGACAUGGACAAAACUUUACGUUUGCAGAAUGAAUUGGAACAACAGAUCGCAGAUGCUGAUGGCAAGAAAAUACUUGUGGAGAACUACAAUGCAAUCAUAAAGAGCCUCUGGGAAGAUUUGGCAAAUGUCUCCUCAAGGAUUUUGACCGAAGGAGACGAUGCAACCAGUCAAAGGACACAACAGGUUGACUUGGAAAAGCAAGAUCUAGAGAUGCAAAGAGUACAGCUUGAACAAGACAGACUAAAUCUGGAUCAAAUGGCUGACAGGAUGAAGAAAGACAAACAGGACAUGGAGGUACUGAUGGAUGACAUCCACAAGCAAACUGUCUUGAUGGAACAAGAGAAAGAAGAGAUCAAAGAGGAAAAGGACCAGAUGGAAAAGACAAGAAGUGAGCUCCAAACAAAGACAGAACAUGUCAACAGUUUGUUGGAUGAGAUCAACAGGGAGAAAGCUACCCUCAAGGAGCUGUCCCUCCAGGUUCAAUCAGAACGACAAAGACUUGAUGCUGUGGUGAAGGAGAUUUUCUUGAAAGAAAAAGCGCUGGAUGAUCAGCUCAGGGAGGCCAGCAGACAGACCCAAGAGCUGCAAACCAUGAAGAACAAGGUGCUUGCAGAAAGAGAUGAACUCCAAACUCUGAGGAACAAUGUUGCCUGGAAGAACCAAGAGGCGGAAGCUGCCCAGAAAGCCAUCAAUGAAGAGAAAGAAGAGCUGAGCCAGAAGAAAUCUGACAUUGAUCAAGAAAUACAAAAGCUUCUGAAUGACAGAGACCAACUGGAAGAACAAGGAGCUGAGCUCCAGAGGAGAGAGAAUCAAGUCAGGAAUGAAAUGCAGUCAGUCCAGACGAUGAUAUUGACACUUCAGCGUCUGGGCAAGAAGACAUUGGAGGAUGUGAAGAAGAAAAUGGACAAUUUGAACCAGGACAUGGACAAAACUUUACGUUUGCAGAAUGAAUUGGAACAACAGAUCGCAGAUGCUGAUGGCAAGAAAAUACUUGUGGAGAACUACAAUGAAAUCAUAAAGAGCCUCUGGGAAGAUUUGGCAAAUGUCUCCUCAAGGAUUUUGACCGAAGGAGACGAUGCAACCAGUCAAAGGACACAACAGGUUGACUUGGAAAAGCAAGAUCUAGAGAUGCAAAGAGUACAGCUUGAACAAGACAGACUAAAUCUGGAUCAAAUGGCUGACAGGAUGAAAAAAGACAAACAGGACAUGGAGGUACUGAUGGAUGACAUCCACAAGGUCAUCCUUGUUGAGGAAAACAAUGAGUCUCAAAAUCUAGUAACAAUGGAUGUUGAAAAUGACAACGCUCCUGAUGAUGAGCGCAAAGUUUUGUACUCCAAAACUGGGAGGAUGGAAAUACAGCCCCAUCCCUUAACACCUACACAUGACCUGCAGCCAACUAUGAUAAACUUCCUUGGUUGUUUUACAUCUAAUGUGAAACAGUUACAUCAAAAAAUAAAUCAAAUCCUCAAUGUAAGUGAGGACAUUGUCAAAGAGAGAAGUGAAUCAAUGUCUCACCUAAUGUCAAGGUUUGCGUCAGUGCUCAAUCUAAUGGAAAAGCUAACAUUUGAAAUAAAUUGUUGUCAUGAUGUCAUCAAACAACAAAAGAGUGAUAUGGAGAGAAGACAAUGUGACAAAGCCAUACAGACUGAUGUUGUGGUGACAGACUUGUUUCCCAGUCCAGGUGUUGAGAAACACAGUUCAGAUCGUCUGGAACGCAAGCUUCAGUUUUUUGAUCGUCAACAGCAGAGUCUUCUUUUGGCAUCAGAAAAUAAAAAAUUGGAAGAUGCACUGAAAUUUCAAGCAUCCCAGACAUCAGCAGAAGAUGAAGCUUCAGAUCAAGACAUGUCGAAGAGGCAUCUCUUACGCAAAAUGUGGAAGAACACCAACAUGGAGCGACAGGAGAUCAACCAGAUGAAGAGCAGAGGCCUGGAAAUGAGAAACAACUUGGAGGAACGACUGAAGGUGAUCAAUCAUUCUGUUCGGAGAACCUUGUUACAUAAAGAAAAUACAGUCGGGGGAAAAUCAAGCCUGGACCAAAUUCCACACAAAGACAUAGAACAAGGUCACAAGCAACCCAGUGAAAAAUACAGUGAGCUCCAGCAGCUCAAACUCAUUUUGCUCAGUGACAUCGAGAAACUCCACAUCAGGGAAAAACUGUCUCGGACAAUAACAACAUGCGACCAAGCUAAUCAAACUGUGCUGGGUGAUAUCAGCAUGACAAGUACAAGAGCAGAGCAAGCCCAGAGCUUGACCUCUGACCCCAUCAGCAGAGAGGAGAUCAGGGCAGAAGACAGUGCUGAAGGGACAGCUGCUGGUUUCCUCUGUCAGCUCUGCAAUUACUGCUGCUCUACCUGCUGCAAGCAACGACACCUGAAGAAGUGACGCCUGGCGUUUUGGCUGUUUCCACUCUCAUGCCCACAUUUAACUUCAACUCGUACAACUGUGAUGUUUUUGUGUCCUGGAAGUUCUCCAGAAGACUUAUUUCCUCCAGUUCACCCUCAGCCUGACACAAACUGAUGCUUUUGAAUUCCAACUCUUCUUCUGACCGGCACGCAGCAUGAAGGGCUUGUAAUUUGACAGCAGCCUCAUCAUCAGGCCAGGAGCUUUGAUAACUGUUCUGAUGAACUGUGAUGUUUGGGACAAAUAUUAGACAGAAUAUACAAAAAUUUUUGUUUUUCCUAAACUCUAACUGCUUGUGAAUAUUUUCAGCUUGCCUAGUCUAUAUCCCACCAUGAUUUAUUUUUAGUUUACAGUUGAAUUUUCAUAUUUGAAGUAAUAACCUCCUUUGUGUUCAUUAUAUAUACGUUUCAGAACAAACUCUGCCAAGCUCUUUAUCUGUAUUGUUGCUGACUGACUAAUUAUGAGCUAGUUUUGAAGUAUAUUACUUGUUAAUUUUAGUUUUUGCAGAAGCAGAUUAGAAAUUGUGUGCAAAAAAUAGAAGAGUCCAUGCAAUUCAAUGCUUGAUGUGAAAAAGAUCAAAUUCCUUGUUGAAUAAAACUUUCUUCAAUUAAAAAUAAAAAUAAUAAACCAA
This is a messenger RNA of Salarias fasciatus (jewelled blenny), 19326 nucleotides long. RefSeq names its product extracellular matrix-binding protein ebh-like. Bases 144 to 18677 code for a protein of 6177 amino acids. The transcript has a single exon. The record is from RefSeq and is a predicted model, not a curated record. Lineage: Eukaryota; Metazoa; Chordata; Actinopteri; Blenniiformes; Blenniidae. Gene Ontology annotation, molecular function: DNA binding. Gene Ontology annotation, biological process: regulation of apoptotic process.